Molecule: messenger RNA, 869 nt
Organism: Setaria italica (foxtail millet)
Lineage: Eukaryota; Viridiplantae; Streptophyta; Magnoliopsida; Poales; Poaceae
Product: partner of Y14 and mago
Biological process (GO): exon-exon junction complex disassembly
Cellular component (GO): exon-exon junction complex; cytoplasm
Molecular function (GO): RNA binding
Source: RefSeq, a predicted model, not a curated record
AAGGCCGGACUCGGGAGGUCUUUGCUCUGACAUCUCGACUCCCCUAAACCCACCCUGUGCCCGCCGUCGCCGCGGCCUUCGACCUCCUCCCCACCCCACCGCAUCCGAAUCCCGCACGCCUCCCCUGCCAUGGCCACCUCCAGCGACUGCGGCGACCAGCGGCGCCUCCUCUCCAUCCCCCAGGCUAGUUCGACAAAUGAUAAAGGAAAGGGCCUGGAUAUAGAGGAGGCUGGUGCUGGGGAAACAGACAAGGUUCUUUCUUCCAAAACUGAUAAGCAGAGGGAUUCAGUGGAAAGUGUAACAAAGCAGAUAAAAGGCAUUGCCAUUUCUGAAUCACCUGCAGCGCCAUCCACAAAUGCCAAUGAUAGCUCACAACCAGAAUCAUCUGCUCCAGACAUAGACAAGAAAAUUCGAGCACUGAAGAAGAAGAUACGUUUAGCUGAAGCACAGCUGCAAGGUGACCCUGAAAAAUUGAAAUCUGAGAUGCAGGAAAAGUUGAAAAAGAUUGAAGGGUGGCGGGCUGAGCUGAAGCUUUUGGAGGACAACAGAGCUCCGACGGGUUCCUAGACAGAAUCGGGUUCAGCUCUGAUGUAGAGUAGAGCCAUGGCUACCAGACAAUCACCAUGGUGUUGUGCUGAUCCAAGGUCCAAUCAAUCACCAUAGGCUUUUCAAUUACCUGCGGGUUGCUGGAAAAGCCUCGCAGUAGAUGUGCCGAUGUGUGCUCGCGCAGAACGAUGGAGAAUUUCUCAUCGCACAAUUUGUUGUCUCAUGUUCGCCAGAGUUCCAAGUUUGUACCACAAGAUGAUAUCCAUUUGUCAGAGACCACACAAUGAGAUAAUUCAACCGAUUAUUGUGACUGUGUGUCUGCA